CAAGCGACAGCUUGGUAACUGACAGGGCAGUUUUACAGGAGGUUCAAAAAUAAUACUCAGACAGCGUGAAAAUGCCGUGUGGCAAAAAUUUCAGACGGAGAAGGGAUUCGUCGGACGACGAGGACGAAGAUCAUGGGACUACAGAAGAAGUUAGAUCGAAAGUAGAAGAGGCAAAAGAGCUACAGAGCUUGAGGAAACGACAGAGCGGAGUCAGUAUAACUGCCUUAUUGGUUGGAGAGAAACUCCCACCUGAAGCUGAAAUAGAUAAUGAUCCUUUCAAACUGAAGACUGGAGGGGUUGUAGACAUGAAGAAAGUGAAAGACAGGAACAGAGACAUGACGGAAGAUGAGACAGACCUGAACCUUGGCACAUCAUUCUCAGCGGAAACUAACAGAAGAGAUGAGGAUGCAGACAUGAUGAAAUAUAUUGAGACCGAGUUAAAAAAGAAGAAGGGCUUGGUGGAGGCUGAGGAGCAGAAAGUAAAGGUGAAAAAUGCAGAGGACCACCUGUACGAGCUGCCAGAGAGUAUCAGGGUCAACUCUGCCAAGAAGACGGAAGAGAUGUUGUCCAAUCAGAUGCUGAGCGGGAUCCCUGAAGUUGAUCUUGGCAUUGAUGCAAAGAUAAAAAAUAUUAUCCAGACAGAAGAAGCAAAAGCCAAACUCUUGGCAGAACAAAGGAACAAAAAGAAAGACCAGGGCACUUCUUUUGUCCCCACAAACAUUGCUGUAAAUUACGUCCAACACAACCGCUUCUACCAUGAGGAUGUGAAUGCACCACAGAGGCAUCACAGGCACAAAGAAGAACCCAAAGCUAGACCGCUGCGGGUGGGAGAUACAGAGAAACCUGGUCCAGAAGCGCCAUCACCACCCAACCACCGCAAACGUCCCAACAACGAAAAAGCCACAGAUGACUACCACUAUGAGAAGUUUAAGAAGAUGAAUCGAAGAUAUUAGCAUGGAAAUUCUCAACAUGUUGUCUUUCCUCGACACUGAGGUAUAAUGACAGCUCCUGGAUUUGGUUACCUACAGAGUAAUGAUGACAGUACAUUGACGGUGUUUUACCUUGUAGUUAUUGUAAAAAGCAUAUGUGGUUUGUCAGGCAUGUAAUGCUUUGUGCUGUCCCAUUAAAUUAGGCUCUUCAGAUUUAAAAACAAUUUCAAUAUUUUUCAAUAAAAGUGCUCAAAUAUCAAUAUCAUGGUUUUAACUUUUAAAAUAUUUGGUUGUUUUUUAAGUAACCAUUAGAAUUGUAAUCUACUUGCUCUGAUGCAAAAUUUGUGUGAAUACAUUUACACUUGUCAUGGAUUUGUAUUCAUUCAUUCCGAUUUGGCUGGUUGGAUGCUCAACGGUCCUUGAUAAACACCAUGUACAUAUUUACAGUAAUUAUGUUUUGUUUAUAUGCAUUCCUAAUUUUUAAUUUUCCUUUCAGGUAGUUCUCUGGAUUAGCCUGUGCCAUUUUAAACUAUUUUUACACGUUUUUAUGCACUGUGUUGUUUGCUAAUAUUAAUAAACAUUGGCCCUUUUA
Molecule: messenger RNA, 1521 nt
Organism: Poeciliopsis prolifica (blackstripe livebearer)
Lineage: Eukaryota; Metazoa; Chordata; Actinopteri; Cyprinodontiformes; Poeciliidae
Gene: cunh9orf78
Product: chromosome unknown C9orf78 homolog
Exons: 9
Coding region: 72-953 (293 amino acids)
Biological process (GO): mRNA splicing, via spliceosome
Cellular component (GO): spliceosomal complex
Source: RefSeq, a predicted model, not a curated record